Closterium sp. Naga37s-1 is the source of this 1184-nucleotide messenger RNA. NCBI's taxonomy places the organism in Eukaryota, Viridiplantae, Streptophyta, Zygnematophyceae, Desmidiales, Closteriaceae. The record is from the annotation of a GenBank genome assembly.
CCUCAACUGCAGUACUUGCGUCUUCUCGCCUCCUGCCUCUCCCUGAUCGACAACUACCAGCGCCACCACCCCUCCUCGCCGCCCUUCCACCGUCUCAUCCACUCCCGACUCGACUCCUACUGGUCCGCCCCGCCCUCCCUCUCCUCCGCCUUCCCCCCUUCGCUUCCUAAUACCACCGCAUCUUCUUUACCUGCUGAAGAUGCUGCCAGGUCUAGUUCUACCAGGGGGACCGCAGAAGGACAAGAGACCGCAGAGGUAGCAAAGGGAGCGGAAGAGGAAGCAAACGCAACAGCAUAUGCAGAUGCAGAGGAACAGGAAAAGGAGAAGGAUGAGAAGGAGGAGGAGGAGUGGGUGGUGCCGUUUGGUUCCGAAUACAGUGGAAUCAACGACGCCUUUGGAAUGGGCUCUCUGGAAGCUGCCCGGAAAGUGCUCUCGCGGCUCUCCUCCCUGCAAGAGCUCGUGAAAGCAGGCCUCAGCAACCUCUCCCCAGAGGCAACCCUCAAGGCGCAUACAGAAUCCACAGGCGUCCACGUGGCGCGAGCUGAUUGGCCGCUGUGCACCGUGAGCCACCAGACAUUCAAGCACGGGCAGCAGGGGGAGGUGCUGAUGGCCUCGUUACAGUCACGCGCGAAUCUGAACGGAGCGAAAUGCUGGCCCUGCACGCCCAAAUACACCGGCCUAGAGACUCUCUCCCACAUGGCCUUUGUGCCUGCCUCCAAUUGGAUCCGCUCCCCCUCAGCUGAUCCUGUCAACUCGGGUAGCAACAGCAUACAGCUAUGCGACACCUCCCACCCCUGGGAGCUCGCCUGGACCGACAACUAUGACGCUGCUGCUGGCUCGCGAUUGGCCGGGAUGCGACGGGCUAUCUCGUCCACCAAUUUGAAGCAAUGCGUGCAGCUGAUGGGGCAGCUUCAGCGCCAAACAGCCAACUGGAGCGCCCCUCCCCCUGCUGCCAUCUGUGUGCGAUCGCUGCUCGGCAAAACAUCCUUUGUUGGCUCCUACGGAAUGUCCUUCCCCACGGCCCUCGCUGUUAUCACUCCUAACAGCGUGGUGGGACCCCCCUCGCCUGGACUGCAGGGUGGUGGGAGUCACACCUCCCCUCGCUCCUGCCGGGCCUCUCAGUGCAUCCGCUGGCCUCCUCCCCCCUCCCCUCCACCCCUGCUUCUCCUGCUCACGUCAUCAAG